GCGUCUUUAAACAGCAGCAACAGUUCGUCAGCCAGCUCGGUAGCUUGCUAGACAAAAUAGGCGAACCAAUAAAGCUCUUUAAACGGUUUAGUGUAUAUUAGCCACAGUGUUUUAAACCCACUUAUGUCGUCUCGUUAGUUAUCCGAUUUAAUUUCAUAUUUACUGUGUUGUUAUUAGUCAGCUAGCGGGCUGGUUAAGUUAGCAUUAGCCUAGCUAGCUAACAUCUCCAACCAUGAGGUUACUAAGCUACCCUCCUUCUAAAGAGGAGGAAGAUAUCACAGUAAAACAAGAAGAAGAGGGUGAGGCCGUUACUGUGAAAGAAGAGGAAGAUGCGUUCAGAGUGAAAGAGGAGGAGGAUGUUACAGUAAAAGGAGAGGAGGAAGAGAAAGAGGGUCUGUGGCUGAACAUUGUCGUGAAAGAGGAGGAUGGAGAGAAGGAUGUUACAAUACAAAAACAAGUAGAGGGUGAGGCUGUUACAGUGAAAGAAGAGGGAGACGCGUUCAGAGUGAAAGAGGAGGAUGUUACAGUAAAAGGAGAGGAUGAAGCAGUUUAUGGAGUGAAGGAGGAGGGAGGGGAGAUGACUGUUACAUCGGAAGAGGAGGAGGAAACUGGAUAUCUGGGCCCGGUUUCCCAAACACAUCUUAAGGCAUCCAACAACGAAUUUAGCCAUAAGAUGGUUUUGAGAAACCGUUCCCUGAUUAACACUAGAGAGAGACGGGACUAUUGUGGAUCAUCUGGGGAGCCUCAACAACUUCAUGAUGCUGAUGAGGCAGAUAAGAGUCUCUCCAGAUCAGAACACCUCAAGAAACACCUGCAGAGAUCCACAGGGAAGAGAACUCACUGCUGCUCUGACUGUGGGAAGAGAUUCACCUCAUCAGGCAUUAAAAUUCAUCAGAGGAUCCACACUGGAGAGAAACCUUAUAGCUGUGGUCAAUGUGGGAAGAGAUUUACUACAUCUGGUUCUCUGACUCUACACCAGAGAAUACACACAGGAGAGAAACCUUAUAUCUGUGGUCAAUGUGGGAAGAGUUUUACCUCAUCUAGCAGUUUGACUCAACACCAGAGAAUACACACAGGAGAUAAACCUUAUAGCUGUGUUCAAUGUGGGAAGAGUUUUACUGAGUCUGGUGGUCUGACUAUACACCAGAGAACACACACAGGAGAGAAACCUUAUAGGUGUGAUCAAUGUGGGAAGAGUUUUGGUCAAUCUGGUCAUCUGACAGUGCACCAGAGAAUACACACAGGAGAGAACUCCUAUAACUGUGAUCAAUGUGGUAAGAGUUUUAUUACAUCUAGCAAUCUGACUCUACACCAGAGAACACACACAGGAGAGAAAUCUCAUAGCUGUUUAUUUAUUUAUUUUUAUUUCACCUUUAUUUAACCAGGUAGGCUAGUUGAGAACAAGUUCUCAUUUGCAACUGCGACCUGGCCAAGAUAAAGCAUAGCAGUGUGAACAGACAACACAGAGUUACACAUGGAGUAAGCAAUUAACAAGUCAAUAACACAGUAGAAAUAAAAUGGGCAGUCUAUAUACAAUGUGUGCAAAAGGCAUGAGGAGGUAGGCGAAUAAUACAGUUUUGCAGAUUAACACUGGGGUGAUAAAAGAUCAGAUGGUCAUGUACAGGUAGAGAUAUUGGUGUGCAAAAGAGCAGAAAAGUAAAUAAAUAAAUAAAUAAAAUUUAAAAAAAACAGUAUAAAAACAGUAUGGGGAUGAGGUAGGUGAAAAUGGGUGGGCUAUUUACCAAUAGACUAUGUACAGCUGCAGCGAUCGGUUAGCUGCUCGGAUAGCUGAUGUUUGAAGUUGGUGAGGGAGAUAAAAGUCUCCAACUUCAGCGAUUUUUGCAGUUCAUUCCAGUCACAGGCAGCAGAGUACUGGAACGAAAGGCGGCCAAAUGAGGUGUUGGCUUUAGGGAUGAUCAGUGAGAUACACCUGCUGGAGCGUGUGCUACGGAUGGGUGUUGCCAUCGUGACCAGU
Messenger RNA from Oncorhynchus nerka (sockeye salmon), 1975 nucleotides. RefSeq names its product zinc finger protein 664-like. The transcript is spliced from 2 exons. Gene Ontology annotation, molecular function: RNA polymerase II cis-regulatory region sequence-specific DNA binding; DNA-binding transcription factor activity, RNA polymerase II-specific. Lineage: Eukaryota; Metazoa; Chordata; Actinopteri; Salmoniformes; Salmonidae. The record is from RefSeq and is a predicted model, not a curated record. Gene Ontology annotation, biological process: regulation of transcription by RNA polymerase II. Bases 233 to 1381 code for a protein of 382 amino acids.